Molecule: messenger RNA, 602 nt
Organism: Ceraceosorus guamensis
Lineage: Eukaryota; Fungi; Basidiomycota; Exobasidiomycetes; Ceraceosorales; Ceraceosoraceae
Exons: 1
Coding region: 153-476 (107 amino acids)
Source: RefSeq, a predicted model, not a curated record
CGAUGGUCCUGUCAGCCCGCCGAGAUCUGUUGGCUUUGGCGGCCAUGCACACUUUGGAUUUUGAUUCAUGAGAGAGUAGUGUCUCUUCAUGGCACUACGCGAGCUCUCCGUGCGCCUCCAUUCCAGCAGUCACAGUGAGUGAGUCCUGAUUGAUGUCUACCGCUACGUGCGGAGCGGUCUCCUUCGCAUCCACCCACCCCUUUUCCGACCCACCGACCGACCAUGUCCGCUGGGGCGGAGUGCGAACCUCCACCACAUCGAAGCGUGGCGGAUGUCAACAGCUUCCCACACCCUUCGUGCCCUGCCGAAUACACGGCCUCUACUGUCGAUCAACCAAAGGCGGGUCUAGGCUAGAUCUGAUACAGCGCGCCCUUGCAAUUUCGCCUGGGCUCCGGCCGCACCUGGUCGUUGCCAUACACGUUCAAAUCGCUAUUCGGCUGGCGACCUAUUUUACCAAGCCCAUCACUCAUUCCUAAACAUACACGAUGGAUAUGGUCACCAGCCAGACUUGCUUCAUAAUUCACGAUUCGUGAUUGGUGAUGUUGAAGCUAUAUCGAAAGAAGCGGAGGUCGAGCCGGGGAAUAGAGGUGCAUGCAUCGUAC